AUGAUAGCAAUGAAAUACAUCCAGUGUAUAACAAAAGUAACGGAACGACUCGCAAUUUGGUAUGCUGUUGCAAUGGCUGUACUGAGAUGCCUUUUCAUAAAACUUCCGAUAAACAAAAAAAUAUAUGGUCUAGUUCACUCAAAAAAUGGCAUUCGGCUUCUUAUCUCUGUAACAGCUGCCAUUUUGCCGUCUGGUGUCACGACAUAUUUCGAAGUGACUCUUAAAGAAACCAACAAUAUUUGGACUCCUCCACCCAAUUGUCACAACUUUCCGAGCAACUUUUCUCAAAUCGAAUACGCAAUUGAAACUACUAAUUUCUAUAACACUUUGCAACUUGUUGAAGGAAUAUUUUUUAAAAUAAUUCCAUCAAUAAUUCUGCAAACUGCUACUAUAUUCUUGGUGAUGAAACUGAAAAAGACUAAAAUAUUAGUUAAUCAAAAAGUUAGAAGCACAACCGACAGAGAUCGAUCUACAAAAUUGGUGAAUUUCAUGUCAAUUUCAUUUUUGAUUGCUAUUCUACCACAUGGUAUCUUAUAUAUUAUUGAUGCUUACUUGAAUCAUAUACUUGGUUUUUCAAUAUUGAUUGUACGAUUUGCAACCAUUUUUCAAUUUAUAAACACUAUCAAUGCAACUGUUCACUUACUAUUGUGCUAUUUUAUGUCUUCACAAUAUCGACGGACCGUGCGGAGUAUUAUACGGAAAAACAAUACUAGCGUCUGUACAAUCGAACAUUUGUUAAAAUAAUAAUAACUUUUCUGCAAACCGAGAAAUGGCAAAAAAUAACAAGCAAAUUUUGAUCGCAUUUAAAAUGAAAUGA
This is a messenger RNA of Caenorhabditis elegans, 817 nucleotides long. RefSeq names its product G-protein coupled receptors family 1 profile domain-containing protein (gene srw-35). NCBI's taxonomy places the organism in Eukaryota, Metazoa, Nematoda, Chromadorea, Rhabditida, Rhabditidae. The record is from RefSeq and is marked reviewed. Gene Ontology annotation, molecular function: G protein-coupled receptor activity; G protein-coupled peptide receptor activity. Bases 1 to 744 code for a protein of 247 amino acids. Gene Ontology annotation, biological process: signal transduction; G protein-coupled receptor signaling pathway. The transcript has 3 exons. Gene Ontology annotation, cellular component: membrane.